Messenger RNA from Peromyscus maniculatus bairdii (prairie deer mouse), 1297 nucleotides. It is a transcript of the gene Ptpmt1, whose product is annotated as protein tyrosine phosphatase mitochondrial 1. Gene Ontology annotation, molecular function: phosphoprotein phosphatase activity; phosphatidylinositol-4,5-bisphosphate 5-phosphatase activity; phosphatidylglycerophosphatase activity. Gene Ontology annotation, cellular component: mitochondrion. Lineage: Eukaryota; Metazoa; Chordata; Mammalia; Rodentia; Cricetidae. Gene Ontology annotation, biological process: protein dephosphorylation. The record is from RefSeq and is a predicted model, not a curated record.
CACGGUUUCACCUUCUCUCGCUGCCGUUCCAGUCCCCCACCCCACCCCCGCGCGGCGCCUCUCCUCGGGAGCCAUGGUGUCGGUCCCCGGAACCCCAAGGCCCGGCGGGGACCGCGGGGAGCCAGCUUCCUCCGAGGGUCGGGAGGAGCUGGGCAGCCCGCGGCUCCCGUCCUCCGCGUCCUUCUCGCGGUGGCUGGCCGCGAGCCCGGGGGCGGGCGGCUCGCCGCUGCGCCUGGUGGGGUGGGGCGGGAUGGCGGCUUCCGCGUGGCUGGAGGCCGGCCUGGCCCGGGUGCUCUUCUACCCGACGCUGCUCUACACCGUGUUCCGCGGGAGGGUGCGCGGCCCAGCACACCGCGACUGGUACCACCGCAUCGACCACACGGUGCUGCUGGGCGCGCUGCCGCUGCGGAGCAUGACGCGCCGGCUGGUACUGGACGAGAACGUGCGCGGGGUGAUCACCAUGAACGAAGAGUACGAGACUCGAUUCCUGUGUAACACCGCGAAGGAAUGGAAGAAAGCGGGCGUCGAGCAGCUCCGUCUCAGCACAGUUGACAUGACGGGGGUCCCCACCUUGGCCAACCUCCACAGAGGAGUCCAGUUUGCUCUCAAGUACCAGUCACUGGGCCAUUGUGUCUACGUGCAUUGUAAGGCUGGGCGAUCCAGAAGUGCCACGAUGGUAGCAGCAUAUCUGAUUCAGGUGCACAACUGGAGCCCAGAGGAGGCUAUAGAAGCCAUCGCCAAAAUCCGCUCACACAUCUCCAUCAGGCCGAACCAGCUGCAAGUUCUCCAAGAGUUCCACAAGGAGAUCGCUGCAAGGGCAGCCAAGAAAAACUGACGGCAUCUCUCACUGACACACCAAGAAUGUGAAGGCUGUGGACGACAAAGAACUUGGCUCUACCCAAGUACAAAGUUUAAAGGGCAAAGGGGCUUAAGCCAGGACAACACCCCAGAUAUGCUGACAAUAGAUAAUGUGCUUCCUUUGCCUGCCUUCUCUGAAAUAACACUGUCGGAUGGCUACAGAGAACAAGAUUGUCUGGCUAAAUCUUACUUUCUUCGGCAGGGUCAAGGAAAUAUUAAUUUUAACAGAAAUCUAUUGUGUAUCUGAUAUUUUGUGUAAUGGCACCAUAACAAAGACGUUUAAUGCUAGAAAAGCAAAGAAUACUCAGAUCUGUUCUUUGUUACUAUCAGAAUCCCAAUUUCAAUUGUAUAACUUGGCAAAAUGCUUGCCCAGCAUGUAUAAGGCUCCGAGUUUGGUCCCUAGCACUUCCAAAAAUAAAAAUAAUCCUAAUUUCCCUGA